Teleopsis dalmanni is the source of this 2102-nucleotide messenger RNA. It is a transcript of the gene Hs3st-B, whose product is annotated as heparan sulfate glucosamine 3-O-sulfotransferase 6. The transcript is spliced from 3 exons. NCBI's taxonomy places the organism in Eukaryota, Metazoa, Arthropoda, Insecta, Diptera, Diopsidae. The record is from RefSeq and is a predicted model, not a curated record. The coding region runs from base 511 to 1626 and encodes 371 amino acids. Gene Ontology annotation, molecular function: [heparan sulfate]-glucosamine 3-sulfotransferase activity.
UUCUUUAUUUAAUCUGCACUGCGCAUGAACAAACAGAGAGGCGCUUGCAUUUUAUGGAGAAAUUCAUGAAUGAACAUAGCAUAAGUAUCCAUUGCCAACACUAUAAACAUUGCAAAAAGCAAUUAUUAAAUGUCAUUCCUUCUCAUUCUCUCUUGAAAUUCAGCCUAAAAGCCGGCAAAACAUUACAAAUUACUUUGGUAUGCCGCCAUUUUUGGGGAGCAGAAUCCGACGUCGUUACGCCAAAGCAUUAAUUUAGCGUUUCAUCCUUUUUUCAUCAGUAUUUUGUUUCGCUUUGCCUUUUCCGGGAUUUUCUUCUAUCGACCUGCGUGAAGUUAAAAUGAAAAUAAGAAAAAAAAAACAAUUGAGAUAUUUUCUAUAUAUGCCUUCAACACGGACAAUUUGACAUUUGUACUGUUAAGGUGAACAAGGAAUUUGGGUAGAAAUUUUUUUUUUAAACCAUUAUUGUGCAAAAAUGUAGUUCUCGGUAUACUUUAAUUAAUUCUGUGAAAAAUGUUUAUUAAUUGGUUUAACAAUUUAAGUCAUCGCACUUUAGCGAUUACAAUUUUAAUUUGCAUAUCCUUGAUAUACGUGUCCUAUACAUUUAACUCAUGUCUCCUGACCAGCAUAAAUCGUACUUUUCAAAAGAGUCCUUUGCGUAACUUCCUUUUAUCGUCAAACGUGCUACCAUCCACAGAGCAACUGACUACAUCCGUACCAAAUCUAAUUGUGAAUAAUACUAGCCAAAUACAUAUAUCUUUAUCUUUAUUACGAAAAACUUUAAAUACUACAACCACCUAUGUUUCGGAUGGUGCACCGAAAUAUCGCCUUUUACGUCAGCAAGGACUGAGGCCAUCUCGCCAUCUACCAGAUACUUUAAUUAUUGGUGUAAAGAAAAGCGGUACCCGUGCUUUACUGGAGUUUAUAAGACUACAUCCUGAUGUACGUGCUGCUGGUUGUGAAGUACAUUUUUUUGAUCGACAUUAUCAGCGUGGCUUCAAUUGGUAUCGUCGAUAUAUGCCAUACACCAUUGAAGGACAAAUAACGAUGGAAAAAACACCCAGUUAUUUUGUAACUAAAGAAGUGCCACAUCGUGUACAUCAUAUGAAUCCUAAAACAAAAUUACUUGUGGUUGUACGAGAUCCAGUAACCAGAGCCAUCUCCGACUACACGCAAGCGGCAAGUAAAAAGUCAGAUAUGAAACGUUUUGAAGACUUGGCCUUUGUGAAUGGAACCUAUUCAGUUGUGGAUACAACUUGGGGACCAGUUAAAAUAGGCGUAUAUGCACGGUAUCUGGAAAAAUGGUUACAAUUUUUUCCACUAACGCAAUUACUCUUCAUAAGUGGUGAACGUUUGAUAACCGAUCCUGCAUACGAAAUCGGUCGUGUACAAGAUUUUCUCGGUCUUAAACGUAUUGUAACUGAGAAGCAUUUUUACUUUAAUGCUACAAAAGGCUUUCCUUGUCUACUUAAAUCCGAAGCACGUUCUACACCGCACUGUCUUGGCAAGACAAAAGGACGCAAUCACCCACAUAUCGAUGCUGCAGCUAUCGAAAGACUCAGAGAGUUUUAUAGACCGUUUAAUAAUAAAUUUUAUCAAAUGACAGGCAUAAACUUCGCUUGGCCAUAAAAACUUCAUUAUGAAAUUUUGAAAACGAAUCAUGGUUGUAGAUCAAAUAAAUACUCGUUAUUGAAUUAGUUUAGUUGAAGAAUUUGGAAUUGUUAAAUUAACGAUAAAAAUUUACUAGUUAAUUGAAAAUUAGUUACUUGUGCUGUAUUAGUAAAGUACUUAGGACGAAAUGUCUCUCAUAAGUAUAUAUCACAAUGGAGCCAAUUUUUUGGGGUCUAAACGAGCCCAGGGGCUGGCACUUGCAGCCUUCAUACUUGUAUUCCUACAUAUACUUAUAUACAUGGUGUUGGCAUCUAUUGCAGAAGUAACGAUUAAUCAGAGAGAUAAAAAAAUUUAAGCAAUAAAUAGACUUGCAAUUUGAAUAGUAGACUUAUAAUUGGUAAAAAAAAUCUUAGCUUUAUAUUUAUGAAAGUGGUUCCUUCUUGUGCUGCAUUGUUAAGUCAAUAAUGGCAAAUUAGUAUAUAAAAAAAAUUAUC